CAUAUAUAUUAAAAAUAUAUAAAUUGAUCAACUAUGGCCAACACCGCACAGUUAUUGCGCCGCCAAAGCUCUAGGGAUAUUGUGCUCAAGAGCCAGAGGAGCAUCGAUCAAUUGGAAUUGAGGGAGCUGCGUGGUCGAUUGGUACCCAAGGAACAUGGCGUUAGUCAUCAUCAUCACACAUCGCUCCAUCAUCAUCCACCGAUGUAUGGGGCAACGAACCAGGGCUUUAUGUCCGAUGCCUUUGACGAGUCAUCUGAAUUGGAGCAGGAUCCGCCAUUUGGAUCGGAGGCCAGUACUAGUAAGGCCAAAGCUGAGAUUGUGGCCGCCGCCACAGCGACUGAGCAGCAACAGGACUUGGUCGAAGGCGAAAAGGAGGGAGAAGAGCGUGAAAGUUGGGAUAGCAAAAUAAUGUUCCUGUUGGCCACAAUUGGAUAUGCUGUUGGCCUUGGCAAUGUUUGGCGUUUCCCCUAUUUGGCCCAAAAGAAUGGCGGCGGUGCUUUUCUAGUGCCCUAUUUCAUAAUGCUGUGCAUUCAGGGCAUUCCGAUAUUCUAUUUGGAAUUGGCCAUUGGUCAGAGAUUACGCAAAGGUGCGAUCGGCGUAUGGAGUCAAGUGUCACCGUAUUUGGGCGGCAUUGGCAUCUCAUCCGCUGUGGUUAGCUAUAUUGUGGCCCUGUACUACAAUACGAUAAUUGCCUGGUGUCUCAUCUAUUUGCUGCACAGCUUCGAAUCGCCCCUACCGUGGGCCGAUUGCCCGACACGCUUGUAUGCCAAUUAUACAUACGAUCAUGAGCCCGAAUGUGUGGCCUCAUCGCCGACACAAUUCUAUUGGUAUCGCACCACCCUUCAAUGUUCGGAGAGUGUUGAUAUGCCAGAGAAUUUCAAUUAUCAUAUGGCCAUUGCCUUGAUUGUAUCAUGGUUUUUGGUCUAUAUCUGCAUGGUCCAGGGCAUCACAUCGUCUGGCAAAAUUGUCUAUAUGACAGCCAUAUUUCCCUAUGUGGUCUUAAUCAUAUUCUUCUUUCGCGGCAUCACGCUUAAGGGGGCUGCAGAUGGGGUCGCCCAUUUGUUUACACCACGCUGGGAGACACUACUCGAUCCCGUUGUCUGGCUGGAAGCGGGCACACAAAUUUUCUUCUCUCUGGGGCUGGCCUUUGGUGGCCUUAUUGCCUUCAGCUCAUACAAUCCGGCCAAUAACAAUUGCUAUCGAGACGCCAUCCUGGUAUCGCUGACCAAUUGCGGUACAUCAAUGUUUGCCGGUGUUGUGGUCUUCUCGGUGAUUGGUUUUAAGGCUACGGCCACAUUCGAUCGCUGCACAGAGGAGAGGAAUGGACUAAUAUUACAGAAUCAUACACACAAUUUGCCCAUCUGUGAUCUUCAGAGAGAGUUGGCUAAUAGUGCCUCGGGCACAGGACUGGCUUUCAUUAUCUUCACCGAGGCCAUCAAUCAAUUUCCUGGAGCCCAACUCUGGGCCGUUCUCUUCUUCCUAAUGCUGUUCACCUUGGGAAUUGAUUCACAAUUUGGUACCUUGGAGGGUGUUGUUACUUCGUUGGUGGAUAUGAAGCUUUUUCCCAAUCUACCCAAGGAAUAUAUUGUUGGGAUUCUCUGCUUCUCGUGCUGUUUGAUCUCCAUGUGCUUUGCGAAUGGAGCUGGAAGCUAUAUAUUCCAAUUGAUGGAUAGUUUUGCAGGAAAUUUUCCAUUAUUAAUCAUCGCCCUGUUCGAGUGCCUAUCGAUCAGUUAUAUCUAUGGUGUGCGACGUUUUUCGGAUGAUAUUGAAAUGAUGACCGGCUCGAGGCCGGGCUUUUAUUGGAUGUUCUGUUGGAAAUAUUUAUCACCUUGUGCCAUGGUCACCAUAUUGUUGGCCUCAUUUCAUCAGCUAAUGACCGAGGGUAGCAGUUAUCCGGCCUGGAUUGCCCUAAAAGGUUCCACAGAAUCCAUGGACUGGCCACAUUGGUGCAUUGUAAUUGCAUUUAUGUUGAUUUUGUCAUCGAUAUUGUGGAUACCGAUUGUUGCAAUAUUGCGUGUUUGUGGCAUUAAAGUUGUCGAAGAUUCGGAUCCAGCUUGGUUCCCUGUUGCCGAACUUAAGGAGGUUCAUGGCAUUGUGCCACAUGAACCAACUGAACUGGAGCGCAGUAUAUUCUGUUUCAAUAUGGAUGGAACGGAGGGGAUGUGUUGCCCCAAAUAUGGUUUACCCGAAAAGUCGCUCGAAGAGGAAGAGUAAAUGAACUAAUUACAAAACAAACAACAACAAAAACAUAAAGUAGGCAACAACACCGAUAAAGACAAUAAAACUCGCCCAUCAGCAACUUGUAAAUAUGGAAAAUAAUAACUAAGCCAAAUCAUUCACUGACCGACUCAAAACUGAAUCAACUGAAACAGCAAUGUCGAUGCCUAAACACACACACACACACUCACACAAACACACACAAACACACCCAUG
Drosophila willistoni is the source of this 2433-nucleotide messenger RNA. RefSeq names its product sodium-dependent neutral amino acid transporter B(0)AT3. The transcript is spliced from 6 exons. Lineage: Eukaryota; Metazoa; Arthropoda; Insecta; Diptera; Drosophilidae. Gene Ontology annotation, cellular component: membrane. Gene Ontology annotation, biological process: sodium ion transmembrane transport. The record is from RefSeq and is a predicted model, not a curated record. Bases 34 to 2214 code for a protein of 726 amino acids.